AUGGACAAGCAUCAUGUUGCUGCGCCAAUUUGCAAGACCACCACCUCCACCAUGAAUCAGAACGAAACAUCGAUUUCAACCUUUGGCAGUGAGUCUGCCCCCACCCCUGGCGUACCUACGGAUACCCCACCCAGUAGUACAAUGGACAUCAGCCAAAGUGGAAGCACCAUACAUGAAGACUGCGACAUUAAAGAAGUCAUUGAAUUCAUUCGUACCAUGGUCAUUUGCGAACGACAAGAAGACAGAGAUCUGGUAGAGAGACGAGCACUCCGUGACUCGGCAUACCAAGGCGCACACACUGCACGACGUGAAGCUGCCCGCCACAUUGAACCCAGUAAGAACUGUGCUGUCUUCAUCACGAAUCUUGCGCCCGACGUGCAGCCGUGGGAAAUUUUCGAUCAACUAAAGAAUCUCGACAAAGUCAACUUUCUGUCGAUAAUGCGACCGAAGAAAGAUCGGCCGAACUCUGCAGCAUCGGUUGGAUUCUUUACUCCAGAAGCUGCACGUGUGAUGCUCUGGCGAACCAAGCAGAGCUCUUUGAUGAUUCGGGGGCAAGAGGCGCUAGUCCGAGUCGAUGAAAACUGUUGCCCGCCCCGCGAAGGCUUGCUUGGACAUACUAGAGUCUUGAUCGUGGAAGGUAAAUCAUGCUGGGCUUGCGAGUCAGCGUUAGCUCAUUAUCUGCGACUAUCUGGGAUGUAUUGGCAAACUGAUAGAUGUAUCACCACGGUUCUUGAAGAUGGCAGCCACCGGCUAGAAUGGCGCUUCUGUGCCUACAGACAUCAGGCAGAGAAGGCGUACAACAUUAUCAAGAAUGAAUUGUCUGAUCUCGUCACGGUCACAUUUGGGCGAGAUCCCUGCGUGGUAGAGUAA
Messenger RNA from Neoarthrinium moseri, 870 nucleotides. RefSeq lists its product as uncharacterized. The record is from RefSeq and is a predicted model, not a curated record. NCBI's taxonomy places the organism in Eukaryota, Fungi, Ascomycota, Sordariomycetes, Amphisphaeriales, Apiosporaceae. Gene Ontology annotation, molecular function: nucleic acid binding. Bases 1 to 870 code for a protein of 289 amino acids. The transcript has 2 exons.